AUGCCCUCCCCAACCAAACCCCCUAGACCUCUAUGGCACCAUCGCCACCCAAACCCCUUCAGGCUCCUAAUCCUUCGAGAACUUGACCUGGCCUCCCCUUUGCACCGCCCUCCCGCCCUCCAUGACCCCCCAACACGGGCCUCACGCUCUGGGGAUCCGGGCGCAAUCAUGGAAUACCUAAUCGGCACCUAUGACACCCAAGGGCCCGAAGUUGAGCUUCUGAGUACGGCACGGCAGAGGGCUGGCAAACGGUUCAAUGGUUGUUGCAAUUUCUAG
This is a messenger RNA of Paracoccidioides brasiliensis Pb18, 276 nucleotides long. RefSeq lists its product as uncharacterized. The record is from RefSeq and is a predicted model, not a curated record. The transcript has 2 exons. Bases 1 to 276 code for a protein of 91 amino acids.